Messenger RNA from Tarenaya hassleriana, 2065 nucleotides. RefSeq names its product eukaryotic translation initiation factor 2D. Gene Ontology annotation, molecular function: translation initiation factor activity. Bases 65 to 1903 code for a protein of 612 amino acids. The transcript is spliced from 8 exons. Gene Ontology annotation, biological process: translational initiation; formation of translation preinitiation complex. The record is from RefSeq and is a predicted model, not a curated record. NCBI's taxonomy places the organism in Eukaryota, Viridiplantae, Streptophyta, Magnoliopsida, Brassicales, Cleomaceae.
CAACAAAAAGAAAAAAAGGAGAACCAGGCGCGUGGGAGGGUUUGAGCUGUGUGAGAGAGAAAGAAUGUUCAAGAAGGCGGUGGAGGCAAAGUCUCAGCAGCGUCUUUCAGGCGCCGAUCGCAAGAAACUCCGUCGCACCGUCCGCGACAGGUUUCCCCUCAUCACCGAUGCCCUCCUCGACCUGCUUCUUCCUCCCAAGGUCGACAUCACUCUUUUCAAAUUUCAGAAUCGGGUUCAUGUCUUUAGUAUUGAAGGUGGCGUCCCCAUGUUUUUCGAUGUGGAUGGACGAGGAACUGAGUUUUUCCCCACAGUUUUUGCCCUCUGGGAGGCUCCUCAACUGCUACCCUCCUUCACGCUUAAAGGGUGUGAGGUUUCUCGAUAUGUCAUCGGUGGUGCCGAUUUGAUGUUCCCGGGGAUCAUGAUUCCUGCCCAAGGCCUCCCUUCUUUCUCUGCUGGUGAACCAUGGGCUGUCAAAGUUCCUGGCAAUCCCGCUCCCAUUGCUGUGGGAUGUACCACAAUGAGUAGUGUCGAAGCUCUGAAAGCGGGUUUACGUGGGAAGGCUUUACGCAUAACUCACUAUUACCAUGACUUCCUCUGGGAGUCAACUGAGAGACAUUAUGUACCGAAUGCUGGCUUUUUGGAAGAUGUCGUCAUGGGGGACCCAUCUCUCCUGUCGUCUUCUGGUGUUUCUGAUACUGGUACAGAUGUUUUGGAUGCUUCAGCUGCUCCCCAGACCAGCACUGGCAAUGAAGAAGAUGAAUCUAUCGAUGCAAAUAAUGCUAUGUCUUCCUUGGAAACAGCUUCAACAUCAGUUGCUGAUGCUAACAAUGAGACCGGUGAACAGAUGAUUGGGAACAUGGAUCAACUCAAGUUAGCGGAUGACAUUUCUGCCAAUGAACCUAAUACUGAGAAUCUAACUUCUCCUUCUGCUGUCGUAGUAGAUUCCCUUCUAGACAAAUGCCUUUUGCAAGCUUUGUACACAACCAUAAAAGAUAAGGACCUUCCCAUGCCAGGAAGCACUCUAUGGUCAAAUCAUGUAUUACCUUGCAGACCUUCCGGGCUCGUACUUGACAUUAAAAAGUCGUCAUAUAAAAAACUAUCGAAGUGGCUGCAAGCUAAAGCAUCAGCAGGACUGAUUUCUGUGAAAGAAGACAAGCACAAGAAGGAGGUUGUAUUGUUUUCUGUAAACCGUGGUCAUCCAGAUUACAUAUCCUUCAAACCGGAGAAAAGGAAAGUGGAAAAAUCUGAUUCUUCUGGAGACCAUACCAUAGCUGAAGCUUGGUCAGAGAAAGUGCUUGAAGUUGUUGAGAUCUAUAAGCCCAGUACGCAGGUCAAUCCUAUAUUUGAAUCGGUUGGGGCUAAUACAGGGAAACUUUAUACGGCUUCAGAAGCUUCUGACGUUGUCUUCAGAUACAUUGAAAAGGAAGACCUGGUUAAGGCCACAGAUAAGUCGAUGGUGGUUCUGGAUGCGAUAUUGUGUGAUGCAUUGUUCAAAGGAGCUAUUAAAAAAGGAACAGCAUAUCCAACAGAGAUCCAUAAAAAGGAGGUGGGGUCAACGUUUAUAGGGAGAAUGCAACCACAUAAUGUUGUGACACGAGGGGGUGAAUCCAUGGUGCGUAAAGGUGCCGUCAAGCCAAUUCAGAUAUUGUCAGAACGAAGGCAAGGUAACAAGAAGGUGACGAAGGUGUCAGGAGUGGAGACGUUCAUGAUGGAUGCAGAGUCAUUAGCAUCAGAGCUGCAGAAGAAGUUCGCUUGCAGUACGUCGGUGGGAGAGCUUCCAGGCAAGAAGGGGCGUGAGGUUCUGAUUCAAGGGGGCGUGAUCGAUGAUGUCGGCAGGCAUCUGAUGGAACAGUACGGAGUUCCCAAGAGAUACAUCCAAGUACUUGAUAAGACCAGGAAAUGACCGAAUGAGACAUAUAUAUCUCCUUAAUUUCUUUUUGGGGUUUUGUGGAACUCCCAUGGAAAAAUGAAAGGAUUUGGGAAGCGAAACAAAUUUGUUUUUGUUUGUUAAACUGGAAAUCAUCACGAUGUCCGUAAGCAAGCAAAAAUUCGUUGCGAAAUUUCA